GCCUGGCGCCGGCAUCCUGGCAGCAUCAGUUUCGACGAUGAGAUCGUUCACGGUACUAGCUCUGGCAGCAACCUUGGCGGUUGCUUCGGCCGCCUUCGUGCCGAACACCAGCCAGGUCAAGUACGCCGACAAGGAAUGGUUGCACAAGCAGGAGGAUCUGCUUCUGCUGUUCCGUCACGUGUACCAGAAGGACUGGAACCCGCAGCUGGUGGCGUACGCCAAGAACUUUAAGUUGCAAGGAAACUUCCAGCUGUACAACAACGUUGACGCCGCUAAGGAGUUCUGGGCGUACUACGAGCAUGGAUUGCUGCCCAAGGGUGAGGUGUUCUCGAUCUACGACGAAGUGCACCGUGAGCAGGCAAUCGCUCUGUUCCACAUGUUCUACUACGCCAAGGAUUGGGAUACCUUCUACAAGACCGCGGCCUGGGCUCGUUACUACGUGAACGAGGGUAUGUUUGUGUACGCCUUGACCGUUGCCGUGACCCACCGACCGGAUAUGGCUGGAUUCGUUCUGCCGGCUCCGUACGAGAUCUACCCGUACUACUUCAUCAACACCGAGGUCAUCCAGAAGGCGCAGCAGUACAAGAUGCAGGGAUAUUACAACAUGAAGAAGGUCGAGGGAGUGUACCAGUCGGUCAUUACCACCAACUACACGGGUUGGUAUCUGCACUCGAACCCGGAGCAGAAGAUUACCUACUUCACCGAGGAUAUUGGUCUGAACACGUACUACUACUACUUCCACAUUGACUAUCCGUUCUGGAUGGGAGGCAAGGAAUUUGGCCUGUACAAGGACCGUCGUGGAGAGCUGUACCUGUACGAACAUCAGCAAAUCUUGGCCCGCUACUACCUCGAGCGUCUGUCGAACGAACUUGGUCACAUUCCGGAAUUCUCUUGGUACUGGCCAGUUAAGACCGGAUACUAUCCCGAUCUGCAGUACUACAACGGUCAUUCGUUCCCGAACCGCGACAACUACUAUUUUGUGAACCGUGAGGAAAACUACCACGACAUCCAGGAGGUAGAUGAUUACGAGCGUCGUAUUCGUGAGGUGAUUGAUCGCGGCUACCUGCUGAUGGCCGAUGGCAAGAAGAUCAACUUCACUGUGCCGGAAGCUGUUGACUAUCUUGGAAACCUGAUCCAGAGCAAUCCCGACUCGUACGAUUCCCGCUUCUACAAGUACUUGAGCAUGUUCUCCCGCAUCCUGAUGGGUGCUGCCGUUGAGCCCGUUGAGCCCCUGCAGGUCAUCCCAAGUGUCCUGGAACAUUACGAAUCGGCGAUGCGUGAUCCCGCCUUCUACCAGAUCUACAAGCGUAUCAUCCACUAUUACUACCAAUUCAAGGAUCACCUUCCUUCCUACUCGUACGACGAGCUGUACUUCCCGGGUGUCAAGGUCGAGGACGUUUCCAUUGACAAGUUGGUCACAUACUUUGACCGUUUCGAUGUGGACGUUACCAACGCUAUCGAUGUUGAGCCAGAGGCGUACGUUGAGGGCAAAUACGACGGAUUCGGUGAGAUUGAAUACAAACCAGAUCCGGUGCUGAUCAAGGCUCGCACCAUCCGUCUGAACCACAAGCCUUUCACCUACAAGAUGACCGUCGCUUCCGAGAAGGCCGUCAAGUCGGUUAUCCGCGUGUUCAUUGGACCCAAGUUCGACGAGUUCGGAAGCCAAUACCUGCUGAACGAGAACCGCGAAAACUUCUACGAGCUGGACUACUUCCUGUACGACCUGGUCCCCGGCAAGAACGUCAUCACGCGCAACUCGCUGAGCUUCAAUGGAUACGUCAAGGACCGCACCAGCUUCUACGAGCUGUACAAGAAGGUCAUGCUCGGCUACACCACCGAUGUCAAGUUCCCGCUGGACAACACCGAAGCGCACUGUGGAUUCCCGAACCGUCUGAUGCUGCCCAAGGGCAAGAAGGGCGGUAUGCCGUUCCAGUUCUUCUUCAUGGUUUCGCCGUACACCGCUCCGGAAGUCCAGCAGUACACCGGAUUUGAUCCGGUUCUGUCCUGUGGAGUUGGCUCCGGUGCUCGCUACUUCGACAAGCUGCCCUUCGGCUAUCCGUUCGACCGCAAGAUCGACGAAACUUACUUCUACGUGCCGAACAUGUUCUUCGAGGAUGCCAUCAUUUUCCACAAGAAGGAGGGCGAUAUCAACACGGUUGUGUAAGCCCCCAGCGCGCUCGGAUUUAGACAUUAAGUCUACGAACUUAGAUUUUCCACAUUGCGUCAGCCCCGCUGCUAUCUUGGGAAAUCUAGAUUCGUUCAUACUAAUGUGAUAUUGGAUGUAAUAAAAAGAAUGAUCGAGUGAAACGAGAGAAAAAAAAAA
Culex quinquefasciatus (southern house mosquito) is the source of this 2323-nucleotide messenger RNA. Its product is annotated as hexamerin-1.1. The record is from RefSeq and is a predicted model, not a curated record. Bases 38 to 2164 code for a protein of 708 amino acids. The transcript has a single exon. Lineage: Eukaryota; Metazoa; Arthropoda; Insecta; Diptera; Culicidae.